AUGCACUCAACUGCCCGUCAAUAUGACUCGCUCGAGGGGAUGUCAAGAACGGAACCCGACGUUGAGCCCGCCCUCCCACAUGAGGAACAACCUCUCCUAUCUUCGGAGGAUAUCUGGAAACCACCAAAAGGCUUUCUCUGGAUCCAGAUCGCGAUUAUGUCCAAUGUUUUUCUCUCGGGCUUUGACGGCACCAUCACUGCUUCAACUUACGCCGUCAUCAGCUCGGAAUUCAACGCUGCCAACACCGCCUCAUGGCUCACCACCUCAUACCUAAUCACUAGUACUGCUUUCCAACCUCUUUACGGUCGCUUUUCCGAUAUUUUUGGACGACGCGCCUCCUUCUUUACAGCGACCAUCACCUUCAUGGUCGGUUGUAUUGGCUGCGGCAUUGCAAAGGAUAUCAUAUUUCUCAAUCUCAUGAGAGCAUUGACUGGAAUCGGUGGGGGUGGUCUAAUGACUAUGGCCACUAUUGUCAAUUCGGACCUGAUCCCCUUCCGUCGUCGUGGCAUGUACCAGGCCCUCCAAAAUGUCAUGCAUGGUUUCGGUUCUAUCUGUGGCGCAUCCUUUGGAGGCUCAAUUGUUGACAGCAUCGGGUGGCGAUGGUGCUUUCUGAUGCAAGCUCCGGUCGGACUGCUCGCACUGAUUACAGGUCACCUGGUAAUUCAUCUUCCCAGGAAAACCGACCUCAUCGAACCGGGUCAGGGACUCCGGGCGAUCUGGCAACGAAUCGAUCUCUCCGGCGCAUGCGUACUCAUUCUAGGCCUCUCCAGCCAGCUGGUUGGUUUAAGUCUGGGCGGAAACGACCUGCCCUGGUCUAACAUAUGGGUGAUUUCCUCACUCGUAUCAAGUGUGAUCCUUUUAGGUGCUUUCGUGGUUAUCGAAACAAAGACUUCUGCGAUCCCGCUUAUCCCCCCGAGAAUGCUGCGAGGCCUCCUGCCUAUUGCUACCCAAGUCUCAAAUGUCUGUGUCGGAAUGGCGGCGUAUGCAUUUCUCUUUACUCUCCCAUUGCUAUUCCAGGUCAUUCUCUUGGAUUCUGCCGCCAAGGCUGGUGCGAGACUGGCGAUUCCGUCCCUCGCGACCCCAGUGGGUGGUGUUAUUUCCGGCAUUGUCAUGUCCCGUUGGGGCAAAUUGGCCCAACUUGUACGCGUGGGCGCUUUGCUGAUGUGCAUCGGAAACUUGCUAGUGAUGUCACUGCAAUUCAACGACGCUGGGUGGAAGUACUUUACAUACGUAAUUCCAGCAAGCCUCGGCCAGGGCAUCGUGUACCCCGGGAUUUUGUUCACGUUCCUUGCCGCAUUCGACCAUUCUGACCACGCUGUGUCGGCGUCCACGGUGUACUUGGUGCGUUCACUCGGCACCGUUUGGGGCGUGGCGAUCACGUCCACUAUUGUACAAAAUACAUUGCGCUCAGGCCUCGCUGAGGCCUUGAGUGGAGUACCAGACAAAUGGAAAAUUAUCGAUGAUAUCCGACACUCGGUGUCGGCUAUACAUGACCUACCACCGGAUGUCCAAAUGGCCGCUAGACUGGUAUAUUACCGCGGCAUCCGGCUGUCCUUUAUGGCCUCGGCUUGCUUUGGGUUUGUGGCUACCAUCGCUGCACUCUUUACAAAGGGCAAAGGGCUACACCGUGCGAAUAAUGCGUAA
Aspergillus oryzae RIB40 is the source of this 1644-nucleotide messenger RNA. Its product is annotated as MDR family MFS transporter. Gene Ontology annotation, molecular function: basic amino acid transmembrane transporter activity. Bases 1 to 1644 code for a protein of 547 amino acids. Gene Ontology annotation, biological process: basic amino acid transport; transmembrane transport. Lineage: Eukaryota; Fungi; Ascomycota; Eurotiomycetes; Eurotiales; Aspergillaceae. The transcript has 6 exons. Gene Ontology annotation, cellular component: fungal-type vacuole membrane. The record is from RefSeq and is a predicted model, not a curated record.